Bursaphelenchus okinawaensis is the source of this 3245-nucleotide messenger RNA. The record is from the annotation of a GenBank genome assembly. NCBI's taxonomy places the organism in Eukaryota, Metazoa, Nematoda, Chromadorea, Rhabditida, Aphelenchoididae.
AUGUCAUUUGGGUUCGAAGAACUGUCGAUAGCACAAGACGACACGACAGAUGAAGCAAAGCAAACCUUAAAUUGGAACGAGAUUAAGACGUAAGUUUUAGUAAUUUAGGGUGUGUAGACUUUAUUUUACUUAUUCAGUUACUUUGAUUCCUUUAUUGCCUAAACUUGAUUAAAAUUAAGUUUAUGUUGAAUAUUAUUGCAGGAAGUACGAUGACUUCCACACGAUUGAUUGGCCGCGAGAUUUGGCUAGAGAUAGGAUGAGGCACAAGUUUAUAAAGGGAGUACGACAGGACUCUCCGCUUGGUAUGUUCUAUGGUAUAUGGGAUGCUGGAUCAGGGUGGAUUUGUGUUCUGUUAGUUGGAUUGGCAGCCGGAACUGUGGCUGGGAUUAUAGACAUAAGUGCACGGUGGAUGAGUGAUCUUAAGGUUUGUGGUUUUUUUUUUGUAUUUUUAUGAUUUUAGAGUGGAAUAUGCGCUGAUAGAUUCUGGCUGGACAGAGAACAUUGUUGUUGGUCAGCUAACGACAGUGCUUAUAAGGACAAUGAUUGUAGUGCGUGGACUACAUGGCCUGAAAUGCUACAUUAUUAUGACAAAAACUUCUUUUACUACUCGCUGGAGUUUUUGUUUUAUGUUUCUUGGGGCGGUGAGUUUGUUACCUAAAUUUUUAUUUUUAAUCUUUUAGCUUAACAUUUGUUAGUAGUUGCGUUAGGUCUUAUUGUUAAACUUACGAUAUCGUGGAUUUUGACGUGUUUAAGUCGUUAAUUUGCUUUUUUAGUGCUAAUGGCUGGAACAGCAGCGUGUUUGGUACGGACGUUUGCCCCAUAUGCUUGUGGUUCUGGUAUUCCAGAGAUAAAGUGUAUUUUGUCAGGAUUUGUGAUACGAGGAUAUCUUGGGAAAUGGACUUUUAUUAUCAAGUCUGUGGGCCUUAUACUGUCAUCAGCCUCGGGUAAGUGAUGUCAUGUUCUUAACGUAUUAUUGUUAGUCGUCAUGACUUUUGUAAGAAAGUAAGUGAAAGUGUACGUAGUAUUUGUAGUUUAAGCUUUUAUGUUUUUUUUGUUUUAGGUUUGAAUUUGGGAAAGGAAGGACCAAUGGUGCAUCUGGGAUGUUGUAUUGGUAAUAUAUUGUCCUACUUGUUCCCCAAAUAUGGUCAUAACGAGGCCAAGAAGCGAGAGAUAUUGUCAGCAUCAGCAGCUGCAGGUGUGUCCGUAGCUUUUGGAGCUCCAAUCGGGGGUGUUAUGUUCAGGUAACUUUUUUGUUUUACUUAUCAUAUUUAGGUAUACUUUCUGUAAUUCGUUUGAAAUUGGCACUUUACGAAUUGUUUGGUAUUGAGCAUGCAUUGUAUAUUAUUGUUGGUUGUAAUCUUUACCGUAAUUUUAGUUUGGAAGAGGCCAGUUAUUAUUUUCCUUUGAAAACAAUGUGGAGGUCCUUCUUUUGUGCUUUGGUUGCUGGUGUCAUAUUGAGGAUGGUGAAUCCAUUUGGUUCUGAUCAGGUAAAAAUUUUGAAAAUUAAUAAUUUAAAUGAAAUAAGUAUUUGUUUGUUAUAUAUUAUUGUACAAAAUAAUGUAAAUACUUUACAGACAUCGUUGUUCCACGUCGAUUACAAUAUGAAAUGGUCUUUCUUUGAAUUGGUACCGUUUGCUGUGCUUGGAAUCUUUGGUGGUAUGAUAGGGUCGUUCUUUAUUUGGUAUGUUUAGCAUAACAAUCAUGUGGUAGAAUUGUAUAAUAUUUUAUUAAGAUAAUAAUGUGAAAAUUGAAAGUGAAUGUUAAUUUCAUGACCAAGAAUUAUUUAUUUGGCAUUAUUUAUUUAUAGGGCCAACGUGAAAUGGUGUCUCUUCCGAAAGUCUAACAAGUUUUUGGGUCAAAACCCUAUCCGUGAAGUUUUGAUUGUUGCUGCGAUUACUGGUGCUAUACAGUACAUGAAUCCGUACACAAGGAAGAGCUCAAGUGCCCUUAUCAAACAAUUGUUUGAUCGAUGUGGACCCGAAGAUUACAUGGAAGACUUGUGCGACUACAGAAACAAAACUUUUACUGCUGACAAGAUAGACGACAAUUACCAUACUGGACAGAUGGGUUUUGGAGUACAGGUACGGAGGUUUUUCUAUUUUAUUUUUGCUUCUACUAGGCUUAUUGUGGAAAAAACUGUAAAAAUUUAAAAUUUUUAAUGAUAGUGCUCACAGACUUAAGUAAUGUUUUAGACAGCAUUUUGGCAGCUGAUCAUGGCCCUCUUCAUGAAGUUGUUCUUGACCAUAGUGACCUUCGGAACCAAGAUCCCUUCAGGUCUUUUCGUCCCAAGUUUGGCUAUGGGGUCAAUUGCCGGUCGAUUACUCGGAAUCCAAGUAGAGUCCUUCGUCAGCACUCUUCAGAGCUCGGGAAGUUCGAGUUGGAACUGUCAAAUCGGAAAAGACUGUGUCAUGCCGGGAUUGUAUGCUAUGGUUGGUGCUGCCGCAGUAUUGGGUGGCGUGACUCGUAUGACCGUCAGUUUGGUGGUGAUUAUGUUCGAGUUGACUGGCAGUUUGGAGUUCAUCGUACCUACAAUGGCUGGUGUAAUGUUCGCUAAAUGGGUUGGAGAUGCGAUUUGCAAAGAGGUUAGUUGUCUUACAAAUUACUGUUUUUAAAGGUAGUAUGUGUUUGAUUAUGAUUAUUAUAUAGCGAAACAUCAUGUGAUUUCUCAACCGUAUGUUAUAUUUCAGGGUAUCUAUGACGCUCACAUAGAAAUGAACGGUUAUCCUUUCUUGGACAACAAAGGAGAGUAUCCCUACUCUACUACGGCAUUCGAAGUCAUGAGAGCUGGCACUGAUCAAGCGCCGUUGAAAGUGAUUACAAAUGGCAAAAUGACAGUGGGAGAUCUGGAGUCACAACUUCGAGAGUCUUCUUUCAGUGGAUUUCCAGUAGUGGAGAAAGAUGACAUGGUGAUUGGAUUCUGUACCAGAAGAGACCUAGAAAGUGCUCUACGAGCAGCACGGAAGAACCAUACCAAUGUCACCACCCAGUCCAUGGUGUACUUCACUCCACAUUCCGUCGAUGAAGAGGUGCCCGGCUCCAGUGCCGGUCCCAUUUCGUUGAGGUUGAGGAAGGUGAUGGAUAUGGCUCCACUUACCGUAACCGAACAAACUCCGAUGGAAACUGUCAUUGACAUGUUCAGAAAGCUGGGCUUGCGACAAGUUCUAGUGACACGAGAUGGUCGGUUACUUGGUAUCAUAACCAAAAAGGACGUUUUGUCUUUCAUGAGGGAAGGAUCUGAACUUUAA